UGUAAAUAUAACUGACCUUCCCACAACUCAAACACGUUCCGCCCUGUAAACAGCACACAGAGAAUGUUUCCACGUUGGCAUAUCCCAGGGCUCUGUCUGGCCUCAGCCUAGCUUCUCUGAUUUAUCAUCUACCGAACAACUUCUGGCACCGAAUUUUGUACUACCUUCAAAGCCAGACAUAACGAAUAAAAGCAAUGAAAGAAAAAGCAGAGGAAUAAAUGUAGAACUGAACAGUCCUUCCUUGGAUUUGAAGAAUUGAUGAGAUUGUAGCUACGGUUACAUCUGAAUUCUCUAGCUUUACCAUCCAUUGAAAAUAACUAGACACCCCUCAGCUAUAUAAACACUGCCCUGGGCAACUGGCCUGAAGGUUCCCUGUUUUAAAUUCACUAGUUGUUUUAUUUCCUUAUGGAAAAAGACAGUUUCCAGAAGUCAGAAUUAGAGAAAAGUAGGUCUUCCAAAAGAACUACUCCCAAAAGAAUUAUCCAUUUUGUUGAUGGAGACAUCAUGGAAGAAUAUAGCACCGAGGAGGAGGAAGAGGAAGAAAAGAAGGAACAGAAAACAAAUUCAACACAUGAUCCUUCUAAACUCUCAUGGCAGUCGUACUUAUGGUUUUGGGCAGGGCAAAUAGCAAGCACCUCAUUUUCUACAUGUGAAUUUCUUGGUGGAAGAUUUGCUACCUUCUUCGGUCUUACUCAACCCAAAUAUCAGUACGUGUUAAAUGAGUACUAUAGGACACAAAAUAAGGAAAGUGACAAGGAAAGUGAAGGGAAUGGGCCAAAGGCCCGGCCAACCAAGGUUCCUAAUGAAAAGUGUCAUCUGGAGACUGGGGGCCAAGAGUAUGGAACCAGACAACAGGACACUGUGGAGGGUGUUCCUCGGCGGAGCGCCUCAUCCAGGGAGGGCCUGGCAGCUGAUUUCAGCUCAUAAUGGGCAGCAGGACUGUGGUUCCUCUGGGUGUCUGUUCCACCACCACUGAUGACCAUGGCAACAGCCAUAGGUAGUGCUUCUGAGCCAGUCCUGAUUUUCAUCUCCUUGUGAUUUAUUCUCUAGCAUCCAGUGAUUGCAGUGAUGAGAAUAAUUAUGGAUGCUUUCUCAAUUUUAUAAGCCUCCAACUCAA
This is a messenger RNA of Panthera uncia (snow leopard), 1117 nucleotides long. It is a transcript of the gene FAM177B, whose product is annotated as family with sequence similarity 177 member B. The coding region runs from base 406 to 927 and encodes 173 amino acids. The transcript is spliced from 5 exons. The record is from RefSeq and is a predicted model, not a curated record. Lineage: Eukaryota; Metazoa; Chordata; Mammalia; Carnivora; Felidae.